Molecule: messenger RNA, 665 nt
Organism: Racocetra persica
Lineage: Eukaryota; Fungi; Glomeromycota; Glomeromycetes; Diversisporales; Gigasporaceae
Source: the annotation of a GenBank genome assembly
AAAACAAAGAAUUCAAAUCUUAACAAAUAAAGUAUUUGAUGAGCUUAAAAAUAAUAUAAAAAAUGAACAAGUUCCAAGUAAACUAGAGGAUAAAGGAUAUUAUAAUAAUAGAAUUAAUGAGAUUCGUAAAGAAUUCUUAACAAAUAAUCAAAAAUUAAAAGAUCUAUAUAUUUUUAGAAGAUGGAAAUUAGAUUUAAUUCAAAGUGAAACAGAAGAUAAAAUAUAUGAUAUUACUUUUGAAUUAAUUAAUAGUUUUCAGAAUUUAAAUGAACUUAAUGAUAACUCAGAACUUGCCAAAGAUAUUUUAAAAUUAAAUGAAAUACUACUUACUGAAAAUAGAAAAAUUGAUAAUUUAAUAGCUAAAAGAAAACAAAAUUAUAAUAAUAAAUUAAAUGAUAAUUUUGUUGUGAUAGCAUCAUUAAGACAGCCACCUUCACCUAAACAACCAGCUGCUGAAGAUGAAAAUGAAGAUGAUAUUUAUUUAUUUACAAGAAUAAUUGAUAAUGCAAAAUCACAAAGAAAUUAUAAUAGAAAUGAAAUUGCUCAAAUUUUAUGGAUUGUUGAUGAAUAUAAAAAAACUUUAAACAAGGAUGAUAAAAGAAAAUUUACUUUAAGAGCUAAAACAAAUCAUGUUAAAGAUUUAAUAAAAGAUUCUUAUACAAAAA